AUGACUGAUGGUGUUAAUAUUGUAAUUGAUGAGAAUUCAUUUCCGGAAACUGAUGAGUUAAAACACGUCGAGAUCAGAGAUGUGGUACAUUUGAUAGUGAAGAAUAAAGCAUUUACGAAUCUAUCCUCGAAAAAAGUACAGUUGGAGAUCAGAGACAUUUCUACCGUGCAGAUACAUGAGCAAGCAUUUCAACAGAUCCAAGGAAAUCUCAGUGUGCUCAUUGAGAACUGCUCUAACGUCCGCAUGAACGUGCAUGCUAUUUCUUCGAUUCAAGAUCUGACAAUAACUGAUGUAGCUCAAUUACAAAUGGAGGAACCUGAGCAGAAUCCUCGAGCUAAUACAUUUAGUACACCUAAAACACCUAGUAAACCUUGUAAACCUCGUACACUUAAAAUCAAAGUGAGCAACAGUAAUAUCGACCAGUUUCCAGAAAAUUUCUUCCCUUCGUCGAUCAGAGAAAUAACGAUAACAGAUUGCAACGUGGGUUCUUUUCGAAAAAAUUCCAUCAUAGCUCCUAAUGGUGAAAACAUCACGAUUAAAGAAACCAAUAUCCAGGUCAUCGAAAGCGAAGCAUUUACUCCUAAAUGUGGACGUUACUUCAAAGGGCAAAUUUUGUUGAAAGACCUCAACAUAGGCGAAAUACAAAGCAAUGCCAUGUACUUUUCAGGCAACAAUUUUUCACUCAUCGAUACAAAGUAA
Molecule: messenger RNA, 699 nt
Organism: Ilex paraguariensis (yerba mate)
Lineage: Eukaryota; Viridiplantae; Streptophyta; Magnoliopsida; Aquifoliales; Aquifoliaceae
Source: the annotation of a GenBank genome assembly